Adineta ricciae is the source of this 1020-nucleotide messenger RNA. Lineage: Eukaryota; Metazoa; Rotifera; Eurotatoria; Adinetida; Adinetidae. The record is from the annotation of a GenBank genome assembly.
AUGGCUAAUGAGCAAGACAAAUUAAACAUUGACGGAAUUAUUCAACGGCUACUUGAAUUUCGUGGGGCGAAACCGAAUAAGAAUGUUCAUUUAAGUGAAAACGAAGUACGUGGGUUAUGUUUGAAAUCGCGAGAAAUCUUUCUCAGUCAACCAAUUCUACUCGAACUUGAAGCACCAUUGAAGAUAUGCGGUGACAUUCACGGUCAAUACUAUGAUCUUUUGCGGUUGUUUGAGUAUGGUGGUUUUCCACCGGAAUCGAAUUAUUUAUUCCUUGGCGAUUAUGUUGAUCGGGGAAAACAAUCUCUCGAAACAAUCUGUUUGUUGUUAGCUUAUAAAAUAAAGUAUCCCGAAAAUUUCUUCCUUCUUCGUGGAAAUCAUGAAUGUGCAUCGAUCAAUCGAAUCUACGGUUUUUACGACGAAUGCAAACGUCGUUAUAAUAUCAAAUUAUGGAAAACAUUCACUGAUUGUUUCAACUGUCUUCCUGUUGCUGCAAUAAUCGACGAAAAAAUCUUCUGCUGUCACGGUGGUCUCAGCCCCGAUCUACAAUCUAUGGAGCAAAUCCGACGCAUUAUGCGACCAACUGAUGUUCCCGAUCAGGGUUUAUUAUGUGAUCUCUUGUGGUCCGAUCCAGAUAAAGAAGUCAAUGGUUGGGGUGAAAAUGACCGCGGCGUGUCAUUUACGUUCGGAGCUGAAGUUGUUUCAAAAUUUUUGCACAAACACGACCUUGAUUUGAUCUGUCGUGCACAUCAAGUUGUCGAAGAUGGUUAUGAAUUCUUUGCAAAACGUCAAUUAGUGACAUUAUUUUCAGCGCCUAACUAUUGUGGUGAAUUCGAUAACGCCGGAGCGAUGAUGUCUGUCGAUGAAACGCUCAUGUGUUCUUUUCAAAUUUUAAAACCAUCGGAAAAGAAAGCCAAAACGCCAUCAUUGGGUAACAAUCGUCCAGUCACUCCUCCCCGUGGCGGUGGUGGAAAUACUGGCAUGAAAGAUAAUUUAAUGAAAGAUACGAAAAAACCAAUGUAA